Ostertagia ostertagi is the source of this 384-nucleotide messenger RNA. The record is from the annotation of a GenBank genome assembly. Lineage: Eukaryota; Metazoa; Nematoda; Chromadorea; Rhabditida; Trichostrongylidae.
AUGUUAGCAAAGGUUGACGUAGGACGCUCUAAGGUUCUUCUCGACCAAUUACUGGCCCACCUCAGCCAACCGUUGAAGUAUCACCGUACUGUGGUCUACUAUGUGUUUGUCCAGCUAUUGCCUCAUUUCAAGAAGGAACAUGUUUCUCACAUAAUUGAGACCAUGAUGAUGGAUGACGAGGAAUUGGCCGACGAACAGGGUAGCGAGGGAGAAUCAACGAAUGAUGAAGAUGAAGAUAUGGACGACGGUGAAGCAGCUGGUGAGUCAGAAUCUGAAAGCCUAGAAGAUGAAGAGGGAGUCGACCCUGAAGCGCUUAAUCGUCUAGAGAGUGCUCUAGGAAAGGCGGCUGUCAAGAGGAAAGGCGAUGCGAUUGAUGAGGAGGAG